AUCUGGUGCAGUUGGCCAGCUCGUUGGACAAUUUGCAAAACUGAUGGGCUGCUAUGUAGUUGGAAGUGCUGGAAGUAAAGAAAAGGUUGAUCUUUUGAAGAACAAGUUUGGUUUUGAUGAUGCUUUCAAUUACAAGGAAGAACAUGACUGGGAUGCUGCUUUAAAGAGGUACUUCCCUGAAGGAAUCGAUAUCUACUUUGAAAAUGUUGGGGGAAAGAUGCUGGAUGCUGUCCUCCUAAAUAUGAACAUGUUUGGUCGAAUUGCUGCUUGUGGAAUGAUCUCACAGUACAAUCUUGACGAACCUGAAGGAGUAAAGAACUUGAUAGCCGUCAUUUCAAAAAAACUUAACAUCCGAGGAUUUACUGCUUCUGAUUUCUUUUCGCUUUACCCGAAAUUUCUGGAUCUUGUAUUGCCUCGUAUCCGCGAGAAAAAGAUAACAUAUGUGGAAGACAUUGCUGAAGGAAUUGAAAGUGUCCCUGCAGCCCUCAUAGGUUUGUUUAGCGGCCGCAAUGUUGGGAAACAGGUUGUUGUAGUUGCUCGUGAAUGAAUUUUGCACAACACUUCUGUCAAUUUGUGUGGUGGUUUUCUGCAAUAAACUACCCUCUCAAGUAAAGCUUCCUCCUUUCUGUGGUGAUCAGGUUCAGAAUGGCAACUUAGCAGGUCUUAUCAUUGAAGUCAAGAGUGUAUCUUUUGUUUAACCUAUAAAUAGUUCAAAAGUUUUUGGGUUUGAAAUUCAGAGUCAUAUGUUUGAUUUACCCCCUUGGAAUUUAAUCAUCUGCUACAUUGUUGAACUGUUUGAUAUUCGCAUCCACAAACUUUCUAAAAUACGAAAGAGAAAGAAUGGCCC
This is a messenger RNA of Coffea arabica (coffee), 847 nucleotides long. Lineage: Eukaryota; Viridiplantae; Streptophyta; Magnoliopsida; Gentianales; Rubiaceae. The record is from RefSeq and is a predicted model, not a curated record.